Messenger RNA from Cebus imitator (Panamanian white-faced capuchin), 2522 nucleotides. Its product is annotated as periodic tryptophan protein 2 homolog. Gene Ontology annotation, biological process: maturation of SSU-rRNA from tricistronic rRNA transcript (SSU-rRNA, 5.8S rRNA, LSU-rRNA); ribosomal small subunit assembly. The transcript has 2 exons. Gene Ontology annotation, molecular function: protein binding. Gene Ontology annotation, cellular component: small-subunit processome; Pwp2p-containing subcomplex of 90S preribosome. NCBI's taxonomy places the organism in Eukaryota, Metazoa, Chordata, Mammalia, Primates, Cebidae. The record is from RefSeq and is a predicted model, not a curated record.
AUGCGAGCACUUUUGGUCAUUGCCAACGUUGUCCCUGCAAAGGCGUUUUGCGCCUGUGCGGUGCUCCGGGAGGAGACUCUGCCAGUGGUCAGAAGACAUUUGGCGGCAUUGGCCAAGUGUGGCUUCCCUGUCCUGUACCAGGACAGAGAGACCACCAUCUGGGGAAAAGCUGCUCCGGCCGAAGAGGAAAAGACAGGAAAAGUGAAGUACUGGCAGCUGGCCAAGUAUUUCUUCAAUAAAGAAGGAGAUUUUAACAAUCUAACAGCUGCUGCAUUUCACAAGAAGUCUCAUCUCUUGGUCACUGGCUUUGCUUCUGGAAUCUUCCAUCUUCAUGAGCUGCUGGAAUUCAACCUCAUCCACUCGCUGAGCAUCUCAGAUCAAAGCAUCGCCUCAGUGGCCAUCAACAGCUCUGGGGACUGGAUCGCCUUCGGCUGUUCACGUCUGGGCCAGCUGCUGGUGUGGGAGUGGCAGAGCGAGUCCUACGUGCUCAAGCAGCAGGGCCACUUCAACAGCAUGGUGGCCCUGGCCUACUCGCCUGAUGGACAGUACAUCGUGACCGGCGGGGACGACGGCAAGGUCAAAGUGUGGAACACCCUCAGUGGCUUCUGCUUUGUCACUUUCACGGAGCACUCCAGCGGGGUGACUGGUGUGACCUUUACUGCCACCGGCUAUGUCGUGGUGACCUCAUCCAUGGACGGGACCGUGCGAGCCUUUGACCUUCACAGGUACCGAAACUUCCGCACCUUCACCUCCUCACGCCCCACCCAGUUCUCCUGUGUGGCGGUGGAUGCGAGUGGGGAGAUCGUCUCUGCGGGGGCGCAAGACUUGUUUGAGAUCUUUGUGUGGUCCAUGCAGACAGGCAGGCUCCUUGAUGUUUUGUCCGGACACGAGGGACCCAUCAGUGGUCUGUGUUUUAACCCAAUGAAGUCCAUCCUGGCCAGUGCCUCCUGGGACAAGAUGGUGCGGCUGUGGGACAUGUUUGACAGCUGGAGGACCAAGGAGACACUGGCCCUGACCUCUGACACCUUGGCUGUGACUUUUCGCCCUGAUGGUGCGGAGCUGGCUGUGGCCAUGCUGAACUCACAGAUCACCUUCUGGGACCCCGAGAAUGCAGUGCAGACGGGCUCCAUCGAGGGCAGGCAUGACCUGAAGACGGGCAGGAUGGAGCUGGACAAGAUUACAGCCAAGCACUCAGCCAAGGGGAAAGCCUUCAGCAUCCUGUGCUACUCCGCAGACGGCCAGGGCAUCCUGGCGGGAGGCAUGUCCAAGUUUGUGUGCAUCUACCACGUCUGCGAGCAGGUUCUCAUGAAGAGGUUUGAGAUCUCUUGUAACCUGUCUCUGGACGCCAUGGAGGAAUUUUUGAACUGAAGAAAAAUGACAGAGUUUGGCAACCUGGCACUAAUUGAUCAAGAUGCUGGGCAGGAGGAUGGAGUGGCGAUACCACUGCCAAGCGUCAAGAAAGGUGACAAGAGUUCUCGGCACUUCAAACCCGAGAUCAGGGUGACCUCAGUUCACUUCUCUCCCACUGGGCGCUGCUGGGCGGCCACCACCACGGAGGGGCUCCUCAUCUACUCCCUGGACAUGCGCGUGCUCUUCGACCCAUUCGAGCUGGACGCCAGCGUCACCCCCAGGCGGGUGUGCGAGGCGCUGCGCCGGCAGGACUUCACCCAGGCCAUCCUCAUGGCCCUCCGGCUCAACGAGAGCAAGCUGGUGCAGGAGGCCCUGGAGGCGGUGCCUAGGGACGAGAUUGAAGUGGUCAGCUCCUCCCUUCCUGAAUUAUAUGUGGAGAAAGUGCUUGAGUUCUUAGCUUCCUCCUUUGAAGUGUCUCGCCACGUGGAAUUCUACCUCCUCUGGACUCAGAAACUGCUCAUGUUGCAUGGACAGAAGUUGAAGUCCAGAGCCGGGACUCUGGUGCCUGUGAUUCAGUUCCUCCAGAAGAGCAUCCAGCGGCACCUGGACGACCUGUCAAAACUCUGUGGCUGGAACCGCUAUAACAUGCAGUACGCACUAGCAGUUUCCCAGCAGCGUGGCACAAAACGCCCCCUGGAGCCACUGGGAAGUGAGGAGGAGGAGGCAGAAGCACCUGAAGAGGACAGCUUGCACCUGCUCAGAGGAGCAGGCAGAGACUCGAAAGAAGAGAUGCUGGCCUAGAGCCGGCCGGCUGCAGCACAGAUUGUGCCGGCUAAGACCUGCCAGGGACAUGGGACCAUCAUGCCACCUGGGCCAGCAAAGAGGAGGGGUCCAGAGAGCAGCUGAAAUACUGUCACUGGUGGUAGGGACUUGCUUUUCUGCAAAGGAAACAUGAAGCUCAUCAGGACAGCGAGCUGACGGGCCAUACCAGGGGCCGGCACGCACUGGCACCGGCACCAGGAGCGGGGCUGUGUGAACAGUGAGGAAUUCUGAAAAUGCCUCUCAGAAAGGUCAAUAGCUUCACGUGAACUUUGUAUGAGACUUAUUUAUAUCUCUAAUAUAAAGGUUUGAUAAAGGACUUAGAGAUAAAAAAGAUGGGGUUUUCUAACAUG